Peromyscus maniculatus bairdii (prairie deer mouse) is the source of this 577-nucleotide messenger RNA. NCBI's taxonomy places the organism in Eukaryota, Metazoa, Chordata, Mammalia, Rodentia, Cricetidae. The record is from RefSeq and is a predicted model, not a curated record.
CCUCUUGCGCUCGGGCCGACCGAGGCUACCGGCUCCCUCUGGGGCCUCCAGGCCUCGUCCCGCCCCGCCUCUGACCGGGGAUCCGAUCUCCAGCCUGACUGGCCCCGGGGUCUGGGUCCCCGCCCUCCGGGAGCUGUGCCCUGACCCGGGCCUGUGGCCGGUCACUCAGCGACCUUGUUCCAGCCCGUGCGUGACGCUGUCCUAGCCCUCCGUUGUUUUCCCGCGUCUCUUGCAUCACCGGAGACCCUUGGGGUCGAGGGGAGCUGCCCUGCAGUUCGGGGGAAGGAGACGGAGACGGUGGAAGUUUCAGAGAGGUCGGAGGCUCCUGUCUUGGGGCCCAAGAGUGUGGUGCUUGUCGUUCCCCAUGGCCCCGUGGAGCCGAGAGGUGGUUCUGAGUCUGUACCGGGCUCUGCUGCGCCAAGGCCGAGAGCUUCGCUACACUGAUCGAGACUUCUACUUUGCUUCCAUCCGCCGUGAAUUCAGAAAAAACCAGAAGCUUGAGGACCUAGAGGCUCGGGAGAAGCAGCUGGAGAAGGGCCUGGUCUUCCUCCGUAGCAGACUAGGAGGCCUUAUUUAG